UUGGAGUCGUGUAUACUGAAAUUGUGACUUUCCACAGUUAAAGCGAAUUGUAGGACAUGUUCGUGUGUUUUAUGUGCUAAUUCUGUGAUACAUUUAGUGCUUCAUAUAAUAUAUGCUAUCGCUUUCUACUUUUUUGUGUUCCUUGUUAUGUCUUACCUGAAGCUAUGUUUUCAUUCGAGGAUGGUGCUUAGGAGUUAACAAGACGCUUGUUGGAGCAAAUCGGCCUUUUAACAAGAUGGUUUGGGGAAGGUAUUUAUUAACUGCUGGGCUCCAAUGCUGCCGAUGCAGAGUAACGUGUCACGUAAAGAGACAUUAUAGCUUUCUCCCCGAUGAUGUGAAAUCAUUGCGGACUGUGAUAAAUCCUGACAUAGCCAAGAUUAGAAACAUUGGCAUUAUGGCUCAUAUUGAUGCUGGAAAGACAACGACCACAGAAAGAAUGCUCUUUUACUCAGGCUACACAAGAGCCCUAGGAGACGUAGAUGACGGGGAUACAGUCACAGAUUUUAUGGCUCAGGAGAGGGAACGUGGCAUCACCAUACAGUCAGCAGCAGUCACAUUUGAUUGGAAAAAUCAUAGGAUAAACCUGAUAGACACCCCAGGACAUGUUGAUUUUACUCUGGAGGUGGAGCGAGCACUUCGGGUUCUUGAUGGGGCUGUUGCAGUAAUUGAUGCUUCUGCAGGUGUUGAGGCCCAGACUCUAACUGUGUGGAGACAGGCUGAGAAGCACCAUGUUCCCUGUGUUUGUUUCCUGAACAAGAUGGAUAAACCUACAGCAAAUUUGAGUCUUUCCAUUGAGACCAUAAGACAGAAACUGAAAGCGAAUCCAAUCAUCCUACAGAUUCCAGUGGGCAGUGGCAGAAGUUUCACCGGUGUGGUGGAUUUACUGACCAACCAGAAGCUUAUAUGGAAGCUAAGCUCUUUGAGCGAUGAUGGGCGUCUGUUUGAAAGCAAACCUCUAAAGCAGUCAGAUGACUCGGACCUCCUGCAGGAGGUGUCAGAGGCCAGGGCGGCUUUAAUUGAGCAGGUUGCGGAUCUGGAUGAUGAGUUCGCAGAAAUGUUGCUGACUGAUUUCAGUGACAAUUUUGACAUGGUUCCUCCACCUAAACUGCAGGAGGCCGUGCGGCGGAUCACUCUGUCUCGUAGAGGCGUCCCAGUACUGUGUGGGAGCUCUUUGAGGAACAAAGGAGUUCAGCCUCUGCUGGAUGCCAUCACUGCUUACCUGCCCGCCCCCAACGAACGGCAGCAUGACGUGGUGCAGUGGUACAAGGACGACUUAUGUGCGUUGGCUUUCAAGGUGCUCCACGACAAGCAGCGUGGCCCUCUGGUGUUUCUUAGGAUCUACUCUGGCGCCCUGAAAGCGCAGACAGCCAUUCACAACAUUAACAGAAACAGCACUGAGAGGAUGAGCAGGCUGCUGGUGCCAUUUGCUGAUCAACACGUAGAAGUCCCCUCAAUGUCAGCAGGAAACAUUGCACUGGCUGUAGGACUAAAGCAGACAGUCACAGGGGACACCAUUGUUUCAUCCAAGGCUUCAGCAGCAGCAGCAGCUCGUUGUGCUCAGGACAGUGGGACAGUGAAGAAGAAUGGGGAACAUGUAAAUGUGGUGCUUUCAGGAGUGGAGGUCCCUGAUCCUGUAUUCUUCUGCACCAUAGAACCACCCACAAUGUCAAAACAGGAUGAUCUUGAGAAUGCACUAAAGUGCCUCCAGAGAGAAGACCCCAGUCUUAAAGUGAGGGUUGACCCUGAUUCUGGGCAGACUGUUUUAUGUGGGAUGGGAGAGCUGCACAUCGAGAUCAUCCAUGAUCGAAUCAGAAGAGAGUACGGUAUUGAGACUCACCUUGGACCCCUCCAAGUGGCUUAUAGGGAAACCAUUCUCCGUGAUGCCUCUGCUACAGACAUGCUGGACCGGACACUCGGAGAGAAGAGGCAUGUUGUGACAGUGGCGCUGUCGGUCAGACCUGUGGAACCCUCGUCUCCAGGGUUGGAGUUUACAGAGGAGCUGAGGGCGCAGCUUUCACAAGAAAUGAUGGCUGCAGUAGAAAAUGGCGUGCUCAGCUCUUAUCUGCAAGGUCCAGUGUUAGGUUACCCACUACAAGGUGUCUCUACUUCAAUCCAAAGCGUCAACAUGGAGCCGGGAACCUCUCCUGCCAUGGUUUCUGCAUGCGUGUCCCGCUGCAUGCUUAAGGCCCUGAGGCUCGCAGGAGGCCAGGUCCUGGAGCCAGUCAUGUCAUUAGACGUUACAGUUGGGGAGGAGUAUCUUGGCUCGGUACUGGGUGACUUGGCUCAAAGACGGGGUACCGUCAGAGAAAUCCAAAGUCGCCAUGACGACAAGGUGCUGCUAGCAGCAGUGCCCUUGGCAGAAAUGAUGGGCUAUUCCACCAACCUGCGAACACUGACAUCAGGCAACGCAACCUUCUCCCUGGAGCUGGACACGUACGAGGCCAUGAACCCACAGGACCAGAAUGCUCUCCUUAAAAGAAUGGCCGGCCUGUUGUGAUCAUUUACUGAACCAGAACCAGCUAGAAACAUGGAGACUAUCCAGAAAUACAGAAUCAAUGACAAAAUGACUUAAAUGUGGAGCCCAUUCAUCUAUGCCUUAUAAAACACCAGACUACAACAAUGUAAACAUUUUAUUCACAAUCAACAUUCAAACAAACAUUGCAUAAAAACAGUGCAUUUGUAUUUAAGGUGGAGAGAUCAACAGCAAUAGUAAAGUAAAACAGCAUUUGAUUUAAAAGUUUAAGACAUAAGUAUAGUUUGAUUUCCUUUUUUUCAUCCCCCUACGUGCAGACGUAGUUGUUUUUACACCCCUUUGUACUCAUGAGGACAGAAGCUGUAAAACAGUGGCUGCGCUGGAACCCCACGCCUGAGAAGAGAAAGAUGGUUACCGUGAUUCAAGGGAGCGUUCGGAGUGUGGUACUGACACACACACACACACACACACACACGCAGGAAGUAACUUACUCCACCAUGCGACAGCGAUGAAGGUGCAGUCGGUUGUAGGCAUCGCCGAUGUCCCUCACAUCUGCAGCGCUCCACAGCCGCUCUGCCGCAGCACUGGCUCGAGGCCUACGAGCAACACACCCAACACGUGUAAAUGCACAAUGUCAGCGUGCAUGUACUACAUUACAGUAACGACCCCUACCAGAGUCUAGGUGACAGGUUGGUGGCGUCCACGUACUCUCCCCACAAACAUGCUUCUCCACCAAUCACGAGCUUUUUCUGUGCCUCGGUGCCUAUAUUUAAAUAAAGACAGGUGAGUACAUCAGGCAGUCUGUACAGCCUCCAGGGAUUUCAACGGAUGGACCAAGAUGUUAAAAUUGAUUAAAUGCUUCAAAAUUUCCAUUUGUUAGUAAAAGAUUAAGCUUUGUGUUCAUUCAACAGGCUUACACAUACUGUACUGGCACAAGCACCCACUAUGUGACAUUUCAGCUGUGUGUCAAAGGUCCACCAAAACAGCCCAUAAAAUCUAAGUCAGAACAAUAAAUGAAUAAAAUCAU
Betta splendens (Siamese fighting fish) is the source of this 3500-nucleotide messenger RNA. RefSeq names its product GTP dependent ribosome recycling factor mitochondrial 2 (gene gfm2). Gene Ontology annotation, molecular function: GTPase activity; translation elongation factor activity; GTP binding. Gene Ontology annotation, biological process: ribosome disassembly; mitochondrial translation. The transcript has 20 exons. Gene Ontology annotation, cellular component: mitochondrion. Bases 236 to 2497 code for a protein of 753 amino acids. NCBI's taxonomy places the organism in Eukaryota, Metazoa, Chordata, Actinopteri, Anabantiformes, Osphronemidae. The record is from RefSeq and is a predicted model, not a curated record.